UCAUGUGUAUGAUGCUGUUUGAUUGCUGAAGUUCGCUAUUGCUCAUCUUCCUUGCAAUGAUCUGUCUGUGCAGAAUUUACAAUUUUAAACUGAAAUCUGAGCUGUAGCUGUGAAGCCGGGGACAGACGAAAUGGGUCGCCGAGUUAGCUCCCUAGUUAUGGUGGCGCUGGUGCUGGGCUUGCUGGUUGUUCUAGGCAGCUCAGGCGUGGACGGCAAGUGGGACAAGGAGUUCCGGAGGCGGCUGCGGAAACGGAUCGUGUCUGAUCUGCCACGGAGGCGGGCGGGCGAAGGAGGCAGUCAUCCCAAGUUGGAGGAGUUUGUCCAGAAGCUGAAAAUGGGAGAGAAGAGGAACCCCAACCUUGGUAAGUUUGAUAUGGGAAGCGUGUUGAUCGACUUUGAUGACGCAGAGAUGGGACAAACCGUGCGUCCUGGGCGGGGGCUGAGAUCUGAUGGUGAGGGAGAUGACGGCCAUGCUUCUGUGGAAUAUCGGGUGAGCAACAGUGAAGUCUCUUUCGACGGAGGGUUCUUCAAACUUCUUCAGGAUGACAAAGACGGAGAGGGUAUGCACGCGGAGGACAGUGAUUCGGACGCGGAAGAUAAUGAGGUGGAAGUGGAGAGCGAUUCCGAAGAGGCCGAUGGCGACAACGAUGUCGUCGUGACAGUGAAGGAUGGUUCCAAAAAUUGGCAGUUCCGGAGAUCGGGCAGCGCUGGACGCUCUAAGUUUGUAAAAGAAGGGACACUGGGCCCGUUUCCCGGCACGUGUUGCUCCCCACGGAUACAUUAGAGCAGUUGUCUUAUACACAUCUAGAUGUGUAUAAGAGACAGGUGUGUGUGUGUGUGGAUCCGUGUGUGUGAUGCACAGCCAAGAAAAGAGUGGAGAAGUGACAAAUCAGAAAACGAGGAAAUCGCGAUGGUUUGUCGGGAACUGACUAUUUGCAAAGUAGAACAUUGCAGAGGAUUGCUGAUGAAGCCACUGAAAGACUCCUUGGGCUGAGCAAGCCGAUGAAAAACUCAUUUGGAGCAGGACUGGUGUACAGGAGGGAGGGCCUUUUCUUUUCUAUUUCUCUUUUAUCGUGACUUGGAAGAGUGCUUUAUUAAUUCUGACUCCGAAUUUAUGACUCAUAGGUUGAAAUCCGGACAACCGAUCGCAAUUGGGACUAGUCACUAUUGUUGCUCGCUGUGUUGAGAGCGAGGGAGCAGAUCUCUUGUUGUUUCAAUUCCAAACAAUUGGUCAGACCGUCGCGCGUGGUGUUGAGUAGAUGAGCACAUCACGUUCGUACAGGAGUAUGCUCAUCUCAUCAUAGCAGUUCGUGCUCCUGGCGGUGUUAAACCUUUUAUCUAGAGUAUGCAUCAUCGUACUAUUAUGGACUAUGUUCAUUCAGAGCCCACAUUUAAAGAAAGUUGGGUGACGGAUCGAGACGGUCGAUCAGGUGCUUGCUGACCUGUAUUUGCAUAUAUUCUGUUUGACGAUAUAUACAUAAAUUAUAUAUAUGUUUAACAUAUAAUAUAUAUAUAUAUAUGAUGAGUCGGUGAAACUCCGACGAAACAGUUUGUUACAGCCCCUCGUUUGUUGUCUUCUUCUCUCUCUCUGCCUACGGUUUACCGGGCAGUUCUGUUUGUGACGAUAUAUAUACAUAUAUAUUUCAGCGGUCAGACAUUUACAGAGAGUUCAGGGAUCUCUAGCCAGUGUUUACUGGGUGUAGUGGGUGGGGGGGGUAAAUUGGGGUAGUUGGAAGGGGUGGGAAAUUGAGGUAGUUAGAAUGGGGUGGUAGAUUGGGUGCAGCUCAGGGUGGGGUGGUGUUUAGAAGAAAAAAAAGGAAGAAGGUUUGAUCUUUGAAGGGAGUGAGAUGUGUUGGAAAAUGAGAAGAAAAUCGCCGCAGCCCUGACACUCUGACAUUCUGACCUGUUAUCGGGGCCUGAGCGUCGCUUUCACCAGUCCGGGACUCCGGGACUGCCAGCACCGUUCUCCAGCUGCUUUUCACUGGGACUAUCAUGUUUCGAUUACCGGCAGUGGGACUAAUGUAUCGUGUGUCGAUAACCGGAUCGGGCAGUGGGACUAUUGUGUUUCGAUUACUGGAUCGGUACCAUCAUUUUACUCCGACUACUGUGCGAUACGUAGUGAAGAAGAAGACAAGGAUCGGUUGGAGAAGUUGCCCGACUUGUGCUGUAACGGACUUCUCGCAUUCGUCUCGCAUUCGAAUUCCGGUAUGUCAAGACUCGAGACUCAGGAUAUAAAUGCAUUUGAA
This is a messenger RNA of Chara braunii, 2246 nucleotides long. The record is from the annotation of a GenBank genome assembly. NCBI's taxonomy places the organism in Eukaryota, Viridiplantae, Streptophyta, Charophyceae, Charales, Characeae.